Molecule: messenger RNA, 312 nt
Organism: Pelobates cultripes (western spadefoot toad)
Lineage: Eukaryota; Metazoa; Chordata; Amphibia; Anura; Pelobatidae
Source: the annotation of a GenBank genome assembly
AUGAUUAUGGCAGAAGUGCUGGAGGAAUGGGAGGCCGCACAGCGAGUACCCCUGCCUGCGACCAUUAACUUUGCCGCCAAACACAGCUCACUUACAGCGGAGCCGACCAUACACGUACAUUCUGCAGUGCGGCAGCCCCGAAGAGGAAAUAAAGGAGACACCCAGCAACAAGCCAUACUACCUCUCACCAACCUCCAGAGGCACAAAUGUGGCAGGCCUACCCUGAUGGGGCUACAGCCCAAGGGUCACUAACAAGAGGCUCACAAAGCCACCGUGGAGGACACUAUCAUACCAGCAGCUGGCAUGGGCUAA